AAAGAUCAGGAAAUCAGCCGACGGCGAUUGGCCGGGGUCGCCAACUUCCACUGGAGGUCAGAGGGUGCUCCAGUUCGUGACGACCCUGGGCUCUCAUCUGGAAAACCCAUUGAACCCAACGCACAACCACUGGAAUUUGGAACUUGGCAAAGGAAAAGGAAAAGGAAACUAAAGAGCACCUAUACAAUGCCCACCACACAGCAUUCGCAAGGAGACGCUGCCGCCGCCGGGAAGGAUUCGGCGGAGAAUAUGCCCAAUCUGUCCACAUUGUCGCUGGACGAACUGAAGCAGCUGGACAGGGAUCCCGAGUUCUUCGACGACUUCAUCGAGGAGAUGUCCGUGGUGCAGCACCUGAACGAGGAGCUCGACUCGAUGAUGAACCAGGUGGAGAGCAUAUCAAGGGAGAACGAGAGCAAGGGCAGCCAUCUGGUGGAGCUGAAGCGCCGGCUGAGUGAUGAUUACACGGCUUUGAAGACACUGGGCGAGAAGUGCGACCAGCUGAACAAGAAGUACUUGAAGAAGUCGGAGGAAUAUGCUCCGCAGCACAUAAGGGAACUCCUUCAGAUUGCCGCCUCCAAUGCCGAUGCCGACUGCGAUCGGCAUGUGGAGCACUUCCUGAACGGAAAGAUCGAUGUGCAGACGUUCCUCAACACCUACACCAGUUGCAAGAAGAUCAGCGCCGAGCGCAAGGCCAAGGAGGAGCGACUGGGCUCCCAGCUGAGUGCUUUGGAACGGGCAGGCAUCUAGGAUUGCUUCGGGGGCAUCUACAUUGGCUGUGCACCGGCUGUCCACUCAAUGUUCAUCUCGAUUCUACAUCCUCCAGCCGCCACGAGUCGCAAUAAUAGUGUCUAAGCAGGAUAAUCAAUAGAGCAACCGAUACGAGUCAGAUAUAUAUAUAUUUAAAUUGAUGGAUGGCCCCGCCUCUCAGAACAGAAACGAAAAUCGCUCGCUAGUUGUACGCUAGAUUUAAACACGUGUAAAUCGGUGGAGUGGCUUGUAAUUCUAAUUAAUUAUGUUAUGUCCAAAAAUCCAAAAGUCCAGUCUCCAAAACCCAAAUCCCAUGUAUUACCCAAAUAGGCUAGAAUUGUUUUUGGUCCCUUAUUUUGUCCCAUGGCCAGCCCAAUCGAUAUUUUGUACUAUGUAUAUUUAAUAAAUAUUAUGAUUUAUAUGA
Molecule: messenger RNA, 1171 nt
Organism: Drosophila takahashii
Lineage: Eukaryota; Metazoa; Arthropoda; Insecta; Diptera; Drosophilidae
Gene: Vsp37A
Product: Vacuolar protein sorting 37A
Biological process (GO): protein targeting to vacuole; protein targeting to membrane; ubiquitin-dependent protein catabolic process via the multivesicular body sorting pathway
Cellular component (GO): ESCRT I complex
Source: RefSeq, a predicted model, not a curated record